UUAUGCUUCUAUAAAUACCCUAAAGUUUCUCAGAACGAUACACACAUUUCAUAAAACUAGUCUUUCUAUCAUCCAAAAAACAUGUUGCUUCUUAUAAUUGCUCCCAUUAGAAUUAUUAUUUCAACCAUUGUGCAACAUUUCAUCCAUAAAGAUUUUCAUGAAGCAGUGGCUAAAAUGUCCAUCAUUGAUGCUCUUGUCUUCUUUAUGAUACACUCCAUUGACAAGUGGGGAAUAUGGCAUCGUAUGCCUGUGUUCAUGGGACUUUUUUACUUGGCUUCUAGGAGACAUCUUCAUCAACAAUACAAUCUUUUCAAUGUUGGUCAAACACCUGUUGGAAUUAGGUCUAAUCCUUAUGACUAUCCCUACAGAACUGCUGAUGGAAAAUUCAAUGACCCUUUUGAUGAUAAUGCUGGAAGUGAAGGCUCUUUCAUUGGCAGAAACAUUCUUCCUGUGGAUCAGAAGGACAAGCUGUUGAAGCCAGAUCCAAUGGUGGUGGUUACAAAACUUUUGGCAAGAAAAACAUUCAAAGACACUGGAAAACAAUUCAAUGUGUUGGCAGCAGCUUGGAUUCAGUUUAUGAUACACGACUGGAUUGAUCAUUUGGAGGACACUCAACAGAUUGAACUCACUGCACCCCAUGAUGUUGCAAGCAAAUGUCCAUUAAAAUCUUUCAAGUUCUUGAAAACAAAGGAAAUUUCAACCGGAUUCUAUGAUGUUAAGACUGGACAUGCAAACAUACGUACACCUUGGUGGGAUGCAAGUGUGGUAUAUGGAAGCAAUGAUAAAGUUUUGAGCCAAGUGAGGACUUCAAUAGAUGGAAAGCUAAAAAUAUCACAGGAAGGUACUCUUCUAGAAAACGAACAUGGAGUUGCACUAUCCGGUGAUGUUCGCAAUAGUUGGGCUGGUGUUUCAGUUUUACAAGCCCUUUUUAUUCAAGAACACAAUGCUGUUUGUGAUGCUCUCAAGAAGGAAUAUCCACUCUUGAAAGAUGAAGAACUUUAUCGUCAUGCUAGAUUGGUGACUUCAGCUGUGAUUGCAAAGAUUCAUACCAUAGAUUGGACUGUCGAGCUUCUUAAGACUGACACCUUGCUUGCAGGCAUGCGAGGAAAUUGGUAUGGAUUAUUGGGAAAGACAUUCAAGGACACUUUUGGGCACGUUGGACACGGCAUCUUGGGUGGAUUGGUCGGCAUGAAAAAACCAGAUAAUCACGGUGUUCCAUACUCUUUAACUGAAGAAUUUGUUAGUGUCUAUAGAAUGCAUGCACUCUUACCUGAUUUCCUCCAUUUGAGAAACAUACAUGUCCCUCCAGGAGAUAACAAAUCUCCACCAUUAAUCAAAGAAAUUCCUAUGAAAGAUUUGGUUGGACUACCAGGAGAAAAGACCUUGUCACAGAUAGGAGUUGGACAGACAUUAGUAUCAAUGGGUCACCAAGCUUCUGGAGCUCUAGAGCCUCAUAACUAUCCAUCUUUUUUAAGAGAUCUAGUUUCACAAAACAUAGAUGGCACAGAAAGAUCUGAUCACGUAGACUUGGCUGCUCUUGAAAUUUAUAGGGACAGAGAGAGGCAAGUUGCUAGAUAUAACCAAUUCAGAAGAGCAUUGUUGUUGAUACCUAUUUCAAAAUGGGAAGAUUUGACUGAUGAUAAGGAAAUAAUUAAAGCAUUGAAAGAGGUAUAUGGAAAUGAUGUUGAGUUGCUUGAUACACAAGUAGGUCUCAUGGCUGAGAAGAAGAUAAAGGGUUUUGCAAUUAGUGAGACAGCUUUUGUGAUAUUCCUUAUCAUGGCAUCUAGGAGGCUAGAAGCUGAUAGGUUUUACACAAGCAACUUCAAUGAAGAGACAUACACCAAAAAAGGAUUGGAAUGGGUGAACACAACUGAGAGUUUAAAGGAUGUGAUUGAUCGUCAUUAUCCUGGAAUGACAGACAGGUGGUUGAACGCUUCAAGUACUUUCUCCGUUUGGGAUGCACCUCCGAACAAACCAAAUCCAAUUCCAAUUUACCUUCGUAUUCCUAAUUAAUAAAUUUCACUAAAUGUUUGCGUCGAAAGAAAUGUGUUCGAGAGUUGUUGGUAGCACUCUCUGUUGUGUUUGUGUUUGUGUUCGUGUUUAUUUGAUGUAUGUGUCUCUUUCAAAACAAUGUUAUUGUAAUGAAUAAAGCUAAGAUUGGGAAUAAUGAAAUGAGUGUGGAAACUCAUCUAGAAGAAAAGAAUGGAUAACUGGAAAAUGAGGAUGAGCAAGUUUAUAGAAGAACUGAUGAUUAGAGGUUGUUAACGAGUGUUUAUCCAUUCUCUUCCUCUACAAGUUUCUGCCUCAUUUUCAUCUUUCUGUUGAAGUGCUUUUCACAUUUAUUAUAGUACUUUGUAUUUCCAAGAAAUGGAUAUGAUUCCAUACUAGUUAUAAAUCUAGUUUCUGAUUUCCAAUAAGCUCCAUCUCAUUUGUAUUGUUACAUUGUAUUAAUGGAGUUUUAAGUAAUGUUAUUCCA
Lathyrus oleraceus (garden pea) is the source of this 2476-nucleotide messenger RNA. RefSeq names its product alpha-dioxygenase PIOX-like. The coding region runs from base 82 to 2013 and encodes 643 amino acids. Gene Ontology annotation, molecular function: heme binding; peroxidase activity; oxidoreductase activity, acting on single donors with incorporation of molecular oxygen, incorporation of two atoms of oxygen. The transcript has 10 exons. Lineage: Eukaryota; Viridiplantae; Streptophyta; Magnoliopsida; Fabales; Fabaceae. Gene Ontology annotation, biological process: response to oxidative stress. The record is from RefSeq and is a predicted model, not a curated record.